AUGUCAAAUAAAAACAUGCAUGGACGGAAUGUUAUUUUUUUAAGUGAUGAAGAAAAUGAUACUACGGAUGAUUUAUUUUUUAUAAAUGUCCAAAAAAAAAAUUCAUCCAUUAUUUUACUCCGAAAAAUUGCAAUACCCAGAAAGAAGCUUAAAUUUUUAACAAAACCUAUCAAAAUUGGAAGUAAAGAUUUGAAUAAUACUCCAAAAAAAAUUGAAAGCGAUGAUUUAAAAAAAGAGCCACCAAUACCAAAAUCAACAGAGGAUGACGAGAAUUGUAGAACGUGUAAUUUAAUUGAAAAAGAGCAAAAUUCUUGCCGUUCAUUUCAUUGCGCGUAUUGUGGAUUCACUACUUCAGAUAAAAACACUUUAAAAACUCAUAUGUAUCGCCAUGAUGGAAAGCCUUACAAAUGUGUUCACUGUAACUAUACGACAACCAGACCAAUGCACAUAAAGGAACACGUAAAGAAACAUACGGGAGAAUCAUUAAAGUGUUCUCAGUGUUCAUUUAAAACUAUAUAUCAAAGAAGUCUUGACUUUCAUAUGUUAAAGCACACUGGGUCUCCAGAACAUAUUUGUGAAAUUUGUCAUCUUGGUUUCUUUCGUCCACAGUAUCUGAAACGGCAUAUGCGCCGUCAUACUAAAGAGAACAGUCUCGAGUGCGAUUAUUGUAAAAAAGAGUUCUUUCGCAAGACUCAUCUUAUAAAUCAUAUUAAUCGGCAUACCGGUAAUAAGCCUUAUAAAUGUGAUAUUUGUCAGCUUGGAUUUGUUCAAAUGUAUCACUUAAAACGACACCAACUUACUCACUUUAAAGAAAAAAAAUAUUCUUGCAAUCUUUGUCCUGAAAAAUUUGAUCGCUUGUAUAGUUUAAAACGGCACAAAACGAGUCACACUGGUGACAAAUUAUAUGAAUGUAAUGUAUGCAAAUUAAAAUUUAUUCGACCAGAACACUUGAAACGACAUCAAGCUGAUCAUAGAAACGUUUCCAAAAAAGCGAGUAAUAAACGCACUUACAAAUGUAAAUUUUGUCUUUUUACUGCAUUAUCUGCAUUUGAUUUCAAUGAACAUCUUAACAAGCACAUAGAUUCUAACUUGGUAAUUUGUAAUGAAUGUGGUAUUUCAUUUGAAGAAAAGAAAAGGCUCAUAAUUCAUUUUCGACACAAACAUAGAAAUUUAUUAUAA
Cotesia congregata is the source of this 1179-nucleotide messenger RNA. The record is from the annotation of a GenBank genome assembly. NCBI's taxonomy places the organism in Eukaryota, Metazoa, Arthropoda, Insecta, Hymenoptera, Braconidae.